Molecule: messenger RNA, 762 nt
Organism: Puccinia graminis f. sp. tritici CRL 75-36-700-3
Lineage: Eukaryota; Fungi; Basidiomycota; Pucciniomycetes; Pucciniales; Pucciniaceae
Exons: 4
Coding region: 1-762 (253 amino acids)
Source: RefSeq, a predicted model, not a curated record
AUGGGGAGCACCACAAAGCGGCCGAACCCUCCUGGAUCCAGAACCUCUUCUGUUUCCAGCAUCCCAGCGGCGAUCCGAAACAAAAAGAAAAAAACUGUAAUUGAAGGAGAUGACGGAUCCGAAUCGGGCGACAGCCAGGAGGUCUCCAACCCAGAAACGCCGGCCAGUACUCAAAACUCAAAGGAGGCCUCACGCUCAGACGAGCAAGAACUGACGAGCGUAUGCGCCGGGCUGUGUUGGACGGACGAGAGCACAAUUAUUGGUGGCAUCGCUCCGCCGACGAGGUCUGGUGUUCUCGGGCCGAGUUUGAGGACGAACGGAAGCAGAUUGGAUGAAUUGCGGAGCUCGAUGACCAAUCGAUUGGAAGAAGAACGUACGAAGUUCGAGGCCGAGAAGAGCGACUUAAUCUCGCAACACGCCGAGCAGAUCAAGUCCAUGGAGUCCCGUCAUGAGGACCAGAUUAACGACCUCAAGGCCGAACACGAAGAGAUCUUGGUCGCUUCCCUCACCAAAUUAGAUUUACGUCGGACCCGCAAAUUUGAGAGUAACCUCAGUGCCCUGCAAGAGAAACAUCUGGCGGAGAUCAAUGAGAUCAAGCUCGAUCAUCAGAAACAGAUCGAGGCUAUCACCGCCAAUCCUGAGACCUCGGGCGGCCCAAAGAGCGGCACUCCGGAUGGGGAUUCGACGAUCACAUAUCUCUCAGAAGCGUUAUUAGAAUCGUCACCCUCGUUACCCGGGCUGCCGACGCAGACACAUCUCUAA